Molecule: messenger RNA, 1305 nt
Organism: Phaeoacremonium minimum UCRPA7
Lineage: Eukaryota; Fungi; Ascomycota; Sordariomycetes; Togniniales; Togniniaceae
Exons: 3
Coding region: 1-1305 (434 amino acids)
Cellular component (GO): endomembrane system
Source: RefSeq, a predicted model, not a curated record
AUGAAGCUCUCGGUGCUUUCCCUGGGCCUUUUGGCCCUUCUCACGCCUCUGACGGCUGCGUGGACGAAAGAGGACCGUGAGAUCUUCACCCUCCGCGACGAGAUUGCCGUCCACGAGGGCGCCGACGUGACCUUCUACGACUUCCUCGGCAUCACGCCGUCCGCGACGCAAGAUGAGAUCAACAAGGCCUACCGAAAGAAGUCCCGCUCGCUGCAUCCGGACAAGGUGAAGCAGCAGCUGGCAGCGGAGCGCACCAAGGCGAGCAAGAAGAAGGGCAGCGACAAGAAGAAGCCCGGCGUGAACGUUGUCAAGCCGCCGACGCAGUCCGAGAUCAAGGCGGCCGUCAAGCAGGCCUCGGACCGGCAGGCGCGCCUGUCCAUCGUGGCCAACAUCCUGCGCGGCGCCGGCCGCGAGCGCUACGACCACUUCCUCGCCAACGGCUUCCCCGUGUGGAAGGGCACCGGCUACUACUACAACCGCUACCGGCCCGGCCUCGGCACCGUCAUGUUCGGCGUGCUGCUCUUCGGCGGCGGCGCCGCCCACUACCUGGCGCUGUACCUGGGCUGGAAGCGCCAGCGCGAGUUCGUCGAGCGCUACAUCAAGUUUGCGAGGCACGCGGCCUGGGGGGAGAACCUCGGCAUCAACAUCCCCGGCGUGGACGCCACGCCGGCGCCCGCGCCUCCCCUGCCUGCCGAGGACGAGCGGCCCAUGGCUAUGAACCGCAAGCAGAGACGGAUGCAGGAGCGGGAUGCGAAGCGCGAGGCGGCGAGCGAAGGCAAGCCGUCGCGCCGUGGAGGACGGCGUCUGGGCACGGGCAAUUCGGGCACUGCGACUCCCACUGGGGCAGCGAGCGGUCCUACCGGCGCGAAGAAGCGCGUUGUUGCUGAGAAUGGCAAGGUCUUGGUCGUCGAUUCCCUUGGUGAUGUAUAUCUUGAGCAAGAGGACGAGGAGGGUAACAUAGCAGAGUUUCUGCUUGAUCCCAAUGAGCUUCCCAAGCCUUCUAUCAAGGACACUGCGCUCUACCGCAUGCCAAUCUGGCUGUACGGCCUGACCGUCGGCCGUGUCCUGUACAAGAAGGAGCAGGGCGAGGACUCCGAGGAGGACGACCUCGUGGAUGACUACAAGGAGGUCAACGCGGCGGACACGGACGACUCGGAGCCGGGCAGGCGGACCCCCAGCACGGGCUCGGCCGACGACGGCUUCGAGCUGCUAGACAAGUCGGUCGAGGACCUGGGCAAGGCGACGGGCAGCCAGGCGCAGCAGAAGCAGGGCAAAAGUGGCAAGCGGAAGGGUAAGAAGAGGUAG